AUGCUAGGUUAAACUGAUGUAGAAAUUUGGAAGUGCCUAUAAUAAAGCCCGCAAGUCGUCGCCUAUAUUCGGAAGCUUACACUUUGCUCUCGUGAGUUAAACCGCGUACAAAAUUGUAUAACCGUCACAUGCAUCGACGCGUUGCUCAGCCAUCAGAUAAGCCGAUAAUCGAUAAUUGCAAACAAAAAUAACUGACACGAGCUGCGGCGCGUUAGUACUUUGCGUGAUUGUUGGCGAGGUUAGAAUUGGAUACCGGGAUCCCGGGGAAAUUCGCAAAUAAACUUUUUAAAUGUUUUGAAUUGAACUUGUAUUCAAAAUGACAGCUAUUUUAGGGGGAGGAAUAUCGGGCCUAAGUGCAGCAUAUUACGCUGUCGAACACUCAAAAUUAGGGUCGAUUGUUCUCUAUGAAGCAUCUAAUCGUUUAGGAGGAUGGAUAAGAAGUGUAACAGCACCCAGUGGAGUGAUAUUUGAGAAAGGUCCUCGCACCAUCAGAUCUGAAGGCGCUGCUGGAGAAAAUACUCUGCAACUUAUAAGUGAUCUCAACUUGAGUGACAAAGUUGUUGCAGUCAAAAUGUUUCAUCCAGCUGCCAGAAACAGACUGAUUUAUGUAAAUGAAAAAUUGCACCUAUUGCCUAAUUCACUGGGUGGUUUGUUAAAAAUUCAAGAACCAUUUAAGAGACGUUUGGCUUCAAUAAUAUGGACUGACUUAAGAGCUCCGAAAGAAAUAAAGGAAGACGAAAGUAUUUAUAGUUUUGUUGAAAGAAGAAUGGGAAAAGACGUUGCUGAUUACUUAAUCAGUCCAAUGAUUUGCGGAAUAUGCGCUGGAGAUGCAAAGCAAAUAAGUGUUAACUUUUUGCUGAAAAGUGCCUUUGAAUUCGAACAGAAGCACGGUUCAAUGACUAAGGGUCUUUUGUUGAAUCUGUUAAAAAAAAAAUCUAAUCAAAGUACAAACAAAAAUAAAGCAAGUUCAACCAAGUCACAUUUAGUUGAAAAGUCUAAGCUAGAGAAAUGGUCAGUUUGGGGUCUUAGAGGAGGGUUAGAACAAUUUCCUAUAGCAUUGAGUAAUUCCUUAAAAUCUAAGUCUAAUUUAUCUUUAAAAACUAAAACGAAUUGCGAACAAAUCACAUUCAAACCAGGUCAGGUGGAAUUAUCCGUGAAUGGGAAAGCUGAAAAACAUCUAAGAGUGGUCUCAAGUUUGUCAGCAAAGAGUCUUGCUCCCUUGCUUAAAAGACAGCAUCCACAAUUGUCAAGGGAGCUAGAAGCAAUACCAUGUGCCACUGUAGCUGUAGUUAAUCUUCAUUUUAAUGGAGACGUUUUGCCAUUGGAAGGUUUUGGAUUUCUUGUAGCACCAUCUGAAAAUUUGCCUAUUCUAGGAGUUAUCUUUGAUUCGUGUGUCUUUAGCAAUGAGAAUAAUACUACAGUACUAACGGUAAUGAUGGGUGGAGCAUGGUUUGACAAAUACUUUGGAAAGAGCGUAACAAAUGACCAACUCCUAUCUACAGCAGUUAAGCAUACGAAAAAUAUACUUAAAAUACAAGAAGAUCCAGUCGAGGUCGAUGUAGCUGUGUUGAAGGACUGUAUUCCACAGUACGUGGUUGGUCAUAGUCAAAGAAUGCAGCGCAUUCAAAACUAUAUCUCCUCGCAUAAAAUCCCUUUGGUGCUCUGCGGAUCGUCAUAUCACGGGGUUGGUCUGAACGACGUUAUUCUGUCAGCAAAACGAGCCAUUUCCGACAUUGUUUAAUGCAUUAAUUUGUCAACUCAAAAAAAAUUCCAUGCAUGCAUGCAUUGAAAAACUUGCUGACUCACAAACAGCAGUGGGUAAAGUUUAGUUGUAAAACAUAAACUUGUAUUGUAAAUAAAUAAAACUUUAUAUUGUAUAAAAUAAA
Messenger RNA from Nasonia vitripennis (jewel wasp), 1886 nucleotides. RefSeq names its product protoporphyrinogen oxidase (gene Ppox). Gene Ontology annotation, cellular component: mitochondrial inner membrane. The transcript is spliced from 2 exons. Gene Ontology annotation, biological process: heme biosynthetic process. Gene Ontology annotation, molecular function: protoporphyrinogen oxidase activity, oxygen as acceptor. The record is from RefSeq and is a predicted model, not a curated record. NCBI's taxonomy places the organism in Eukaryota, Metazoa, Arthropoda, Insecta, Hymenoptera, Pteromalidae. Bases 317 to 1741 code for a protein of 474 amino acids.